AUGCUCUUCUUCAUCUUGGCGUCGCUCACCCUGAGCUGUGGCUGGUGUUUGAUGUUCUCAAAGAUCAAACGCAAGACAACCUAUCCACUGCACCUUGCUGUGCAGCUACAGCGGGAAGAUGUCGUGUUUCUCUAUCUGGUUGAGAACGAUUUGGAUCUGCGCUCAAAAAUUAACGAGUGCAACGAUCAAGGCACGGUGCCCCUCAAACUGGCGCUGGAUUUGCGAAACACGGCUAUUGCCACGACCCUGGUGCAACACAACGCCGACGUCAACGCCAAGGACGAGGAUGACGUUCGUCACCUGCUGCACUCGUGCAUUGAAGAGCAAAACGAAACGGCAGCCUUGUUCCUCAUUGAGAACAAUGCGGAUCCUCGCGUGACCACCGCGGUUGCCCAAGCAACACCCUUGCACUGUGCAGCUCUUGCAGACUCUGCCGCUGUCACUGCUGCCUUACUCAAGCGUCGUGUGGAUGUCAACGCUCGCGACCAUCAAGGCGAUACGCCCAGUCAUUGUGCUAUCCGCCAGAAGCAUGCCAAGGUCGUUGAUCUUCUGCUUUCAGCUCCGGGCGUCGACGUUAAUAUCACCAACAAUGAGGGCCACACACCGUUGUGGCUCGCCCUUGGCUUUGAGGAUCAGCGUUACGCCCAACAGCUUGUGGACCGUGGUUGCGAUGUUAAUCUCCAAUCCGUGACUGGUGACACCAUGCUCCAUGAUGCCAUCUACAAGGACCACACUGCCGCCGCCCUGUUCUUGAUCGAUCACAACUGCAAUGUUCAUUUGACCAACCAGAAUGAUGUGACACCCCUGCACGCAGCCUGUGCAAACGGCAAUCAAGUUGUGUGCGAAAGUCUGCUCAAGCGACAUUCAAACGUGAAUGCCCGGAAUAAGGAGGGCAACACCCCCCUCAUGACAGCUGUGAUUGCGGCCAAGCCAGAAUGGGGCACCAAGCUGGUGGAGACGCUAUUGGCACAGCCCAGCUUGGAUGUAAACCUGGUCAACUAUGAAGGGCGCUCAGCUUUGGCCUUGGCCUUGGCCAAUGAAGACAGUAUCGAUGUUAUUGGGCCCCUCCUGCUCCAAGCAGAAGCAGAUGCCGAGCUGGUCAUGCCUGAUGGAUAUAACCUGCUGCAAACAGCCAUCUUGGCAAAUAACACCAAGGCAGCAACUCUUCUGAUCCGCAAACCCGUCCAGGUGGAUAUACCGACGCCAGAUGGUCGUCCACCCUUGUUGCUGGCCGUAGAACAGCACAGCCUGGCCCUGCUUCACGAGUUGUGCCGAGCGGGCUGCAAUGUGUACGCUGUGGAUACCAUGGACAACUAUGCCAUGUGGAGUGCGCUGAGCAUGGAAAAGCACGACUUGGCCCGUGCUCUGAUAGAGCAUGGCUUUGACGUCAAUUGCCUGCAGGUGGCCAAGCACAUGACUUUAUUGCAUCAAGCCGUGUCUGAUCUCAACAUUUCCAUUGUAUCGGCGUUGCUCGCUUUGGGCGCUGAUGUGAACGGCCGUCGCGACGAUGAUGACGGCACACCUUUGCACAUGGCUGCGGCUAUUGGCGCCGAUGCCAACGAAAUCAUCCGCACGCUUAUCCAGCGCGGCGCCGAUGUCAAUGCGCAAGAUCGUGCCCAGGAGACCCCCCUGCACCGAGCCAUCUAUGCCCAACAAGAGCCUGUCGCCAUGAAGUUGCUUGGGCUCAAGGACAGAUUGAAACUGGGUCUCCGCGAUCAAGCGGAUCGGACCGUAUUUGGGGCAGCCUUGUUUAUGAAAAAUCUGCAUGUGGCUUCAGGCAUUUCGCGCUUGGUACCAUCAGCCAUCGAGGAGCGCAAUCGGCUUGGCAUGACGUAUCUGCAUGAGGCUGUAGCCGACUCCAACAUCGAGACGGUUGAGUUUCUGCUCAAGCUCAAAGUGGACGUCAACGCACGCAUGGCCGACUCAACCAAGCGCACACCUUUGGCGACUGCAGUCGAGCGCGAGUUUGAGCAGGGCGUUCGCGCCUUGCUGCUGGCAGGCGCCGACCAUAGUAUUGCAGAUGCCGACACACGCUGGACUGUGGCCCACAUUGCAGCCUUGCUCGGCAACGGCACCAUAUUUAAAUUGCUCGUCGAGCACGGAGCCAACUGCAAUGCUGCUGAUGCUGAUGGGAACACCGUAUUGCACGUGGCCAUGAAGCGACCACAGGCCGAGAUCAUUCGACAGCUGACCAAAAUCCCAGGCUUGGAUUUUUUUGCGGAGAACAAUCAGAAACAAACACCCUUGCACUUGCUCGCGGAAAGCGCGCCACCCAACGGCUUGGAGAUUCUCAAGAUCAUUUUUGAGCUGAUCAACCAUAAUCUGAGCCCCACGGAUGCAGAGGGCAACACUCCAUUGCACGUGGCCAUGCGCAAUGGUGCAUCAGACAUCUCAAUGGGCCUUAUUCGAAACGGCGCACACCCCGGCGUACCCAACGCAGAAGGUGCUUGCUGCUUCGAUAUUGCGCGGACCAGUCCCAAACUGGGCAAAUUGUUGAUCAAAUUACUUGAGCUGAUACGGGAUCCCCCCGCCUGGAUUGAGGCGCCUUAUUGCCAAGAGUGCAAGUCAAAGUUUACAUCGAAGACUCGCAAACACCACUGCCGUCAUUGUGGACGCGUCGUGUGCAAGAAGGACAGUACCAAGCAGUGCCCAAUUGUCAAGUUUCAGAUGCCGAAACCGCAACGUGUGUGCGAUCUGUGCCACCUGGUGCUGACUGGUGGUGUCGGCGAUUUGGGCUAA
Messenger RNA from Monosiga brevicollis MX1, 2739 nucleotides. RefSeq lists its product as uncharacterized. The record is from RefSeq and is a predicted model, not a curated record. The coding region runs from base 1 to 2739 and encodes 912 amino acids. Lineage: Eukaryota; Choanoflagellata; Craspedida; Salpingoecidae. The transcript has 20 exons. Gene Ontology annotation, molecular function: metal ion binding; protein binding.